Molecule: messenger RNA, 944 nt
Organism: Cyprinodon tularosa
Lineage: Eukaryota; Metazoa; Chordata; Actinopteri; Cyprinodontiformes; Cyprinodontidae
Product: C-type mannose receptor 2-like
Exons: 4
Source: RefSeq, a predicted model, not a curated record
UGAGUACUUGGCAGUCCCACAAUCUGUCUUCAUUAUAGAAGAUCUUUCCUUUACAGGUCUGCAGGGAGGAAGCAUAAUGGAAAGGAUCUUGCUGAGAGCAAUGCUUCUAUCAAAUUGCUUCAGCCUCUUCUCCAGUUUCACUCGCCAUUACCACUUCUUCAGUGAACCUUUGACUUGGAAUGAAGCUCAGACUUUCUGCAGACAGAAAUACACAGACCUGGCCACCAUGGAAAACUCUGAAGAACAUAACUUGCUUUAUAAAACGCUUCAAUCUGCUGGUUACACCUCUGACGUCUGGAUUGGUUUGUACAGUGAAAUCGACUGGAAGUGGUCGGAUGGGUAUACUGGAGCUGGUGCUGAUUACAGGCACUGGAGAAGUGAUUACAAUGAACCAGAAUUUAAUCAUGCCAGUCAAUUGUGUGUAAGUUCUGGGGGGGCUGGAAAUUGGUGGGAUGAUGACUGUGCAGUAAACUGGCCAUUUAUCUGUAACACUGGGACACCAGAGGAACCUCAAUUUACUCGUCAAACAGAAAACAUGAACUGGUCUAGUGCUCAAAGGUUCUGCAGGGAAAACUUUGUCGACCUUGCAACUGUAAAGAAUGAUGCAGAAAAUAAUAUGUUAGCGACAGUAAUACCUUCUGGCCAUUCAUGGAUUGGUCUGUUUAGAGACCCAAACUUUUUUUGGUCUGAUCAAAGCAGCUUCCUGUUUAGUGCCUGGGACUCUGUCAUUAAUCCAAUCGGCUCAAUGACAGUGAUAUGUGGUGCUACAUCUUCUGGGAGAUCAGGAAAAUGGAAAUUUUUAUCAUGUGAACAAAGAUUGCCAUUUGUCUGCUACAGUGUUCAUGUUUUCAAAAAUGUAGUAAAGAUGAGACUGAAGGCAGAGGACUCCAUGGAUCUGAAUGACCCUGUUCUGAAAGAGAAAAUCCUGAAAAAGGUAAGUCUGA